CCUGGAAAUGGAGGACAAGAGGAAAAAACGAAGUCCCAAGGUGUGUGUAACCCAGACACUUCCACCUGCACCCUUGAGAAAACCUAUUGCACCGCCGUGUAAGAGCGCCACGUUCAGCCUGGGACUCCCACUCCCACCUUCCCCAAAGCAGAGGAGUAAGGUCAAAAGGGGCAUUAAAGAGCGCCAUCGGCCCUCAGCACCGUGUGAAGUGGUGACUUCUGCGCCUAGCUUGCAACACUCUUUCCUGACGGAUGUCUCCCAUGUCUGUGAGAUGGAGGGCGGCCUUCUGAGUCUUCUCAACGAUUUUCACUCUGGAAAACUUCAGGCAUUUGGGCGGGUAUGUACGUUUCAACAACUGGAACGCGUGAGAGAGAUGCAAGAACAGUUAGCUCGCCUUCACUUCAGUCUAGAUGUAUGUGCAGAAGAGCAAAAAGAAGAGACCCAUGCGGAGAGGAACCUGGAGCAGCUACUAAAUAAUCUGGAGGAAUUGAGUAAUUCAAUACAAAAGCUACAUUUGGCAGAAAACCAGGAUACACCUCCUUCUCCUAUUGAAGAGGGGACAGACAGCUUACAGUAGAGGCUGGUGGAAUAAAGCACAUGCGGAGGCGCAGAUUUGAGGACUGCAGCUCGCCAACGAAGAGUCGAAAGCUAAAGAAGGAACUAGUAGUGUAGGUUUAGUGAUACAGGAAAGCAGCCAUGGAUCUGAACCGGAAAGGAUCUGCUGUGCAGCUAGUUACAAUGUCUGCUAUGAGCACAGAUAGUCAGUGCUAGGUAAGCUUCUUAACAGCGUUGUGUGGUCAGCUAUAAUGCUAUGAAAAUCCCUACAAUUUUCUGAUUACAAAUGUCAACUCAGGUAAGAGACUGAAAACAUGGAAUGUUGUAAACCAGAUUUAAAAUG
Messenger RNA from Nanorana parkeri, 898 nucleotides. It is a transcript of the gene CCDC28B, whose product is annotated as coiled-coil domain containing 28B. The transcript has 5 exons. Bases 8 to 577 code for a protein of 189 amino acids. NCBI's taxonomy places the organism in Eukaryota, Metazoa, Chordata, Amphibia, Anura, Dicroglossidae. The record is from RefSeq and is a predicted model, not a curated record.